AGUAAGAGGUUUAUUUUGGAUGACUGACAGCUUAUAUUAAUCUGUGACACUUCUGUGUACUGGCUGCGAUUUAGCCAAAGAUAAACGGGUCCAGCCCGUGGCCAGACUUCUCCAGCCCACAUGAAUGUAUCUUAAAUGUGAACGUGCAAACCGAGACCCUGGUUUAAUUUUCGUAUGACAUCAGUCAAGUUUAUCCGCACAAAGGAAGUUUGCAUUUUCUUUGUCAGGCUGGAAAAGACAAUAUUUGCAUGAACAACAGAGCUUUAAAGGUGAUCCCGUUGCAUUGCACUGUUAUAAUUCCAGGUAUUAGACGUUUGUCUGGUUUACCUUGAAUUCGGCGUAAACUAUUCACACGUCGCUCAUGGGAACAGCACAGACACAAAGCUGAUGAUUAACAUCUCCUCGAUCAGCUGCCCUGAGGUUACCGCGGUUACUCUUCUUCAUGUGUUUAAACUGUUUAGAGAGGGACAUUUUAAAAGGGAUGUUUCUAUCGGUGCCACAGGACGGAGGAGAAUGUGAGAAUUUUUCUUUAUGGUUUUUAAUUUAAUAGACAAGUUUGUAGCUUGUGAUGCUGAUUGUGGCGACUGCUGAAGAAAGAGAUGGAGCCAAGCUGUGACACUGUGGACAAUGUUGCAGAACUUGAAGAAAACCAAACGCACCACAGACGCGUUCAGCCCUCAGGUCAUAUAGCUUUUAAGAUGAAGGGAUCUAAUAUUACUGUUUUUCUGAAGAGAAAUGCUUUUGCUCUUCUCACAGUGGCCGCUGUUGUAUUAGGAACUGGCUUGGGCUUUGCUCUGCGACACAUUAGUAUGUCAGCCAGGGAUAUAAAAUAUUUAACGUUUCCUGGAGAGCUGCUGAUGAGAAUCCUGCAGAUGUUGGUGCUUCCCCUCGUCGUUUCCAGUCUGAUCGCAGGUGUGUCAUCUGUAGACAGGAAGGCUUAUGGUAAAAUUGGGCUAAGGGCCUUUAGCUAUUACAUGAUCACCACAGUUAUUGCUGCAUUCACUGGCAUCGCUCUAGCUGUUCUCAUCCAGCCAGGGAAAUCCUCCAGGGAUACUGCAGCGCCCUCUGGUGGUGAAACAGAGCCUGCGCAAAGCGCGGACGCCUUCCUGGAUCUCAUCAGAAACAUGUUCCCCUCGAAUCUGGUGGAAGCCUGUUUCAGAAAGUAUAAAACAGUUUAUUACCAGAGUAGCUCUACAGAAGACCAUCUUGGUAUCGUCAGCAUGACCGAGAUCAGACCGACGCCGGGCACGUCCGACGGCAUCAACAUUUUAGGCCUGUUAGUCGUCUCCUUCGCCUUUGGUCUCAUCCUGAGCAGCAUGGACACUCGGGGACGACCUCUGAGGGAUUUCUUUGACUGUCUGAAUAAAGCUAUUAUGCAUCUGGUUAACAUAGUCAUCUGGUAUUCCCCGGUGGGAGUCCUCUUCUUGAUUGCAGGGCAAGUUGUGAAGAUGACAGACACGGGAGAGAUUGGUCGUGAAGUUGCCAUGUACACCCUCACCGUGAUCACCGGCCUCGUAAUCCACAGCUUCCUCACGCUGCCCGCCAUCUAUUUCAUCGUGACGCGUAAGAAUCCGUUUAGAUUCAUGGCAGGUCUCCUCCAGGCCCUCAGCACCGCCUUUGGGACUUCAUCCAGUUCUGCAACGCUACCCGUGACCUUCCAUUGUAUGGAGGCGAACCACAACAUGGACAAACAAGUCACACGCUUCAUGCUCCCUGUGGGCGCCACGAUGAACAUGGAUGGAGCGGCCCUCUAUGAAGCGCUUGAUUGUCACAGCUGCGAGCACCGGUGCAGCAGGCAUCCCUCAGGCUGGCAUGGUGUCCAUGUUGAUUGUGUUGUCGUCAGCUGGCCUGCCCACUGAAGACAUAUCGCUGCUGAUGAUGGUGGAUUGGAUUCUAGAUCGUCUGAGGACGGCUACUAAUGUCCUGGGUGACUGUAUCGGUGUCGGUGUGGUGCAGCAUCUGUCUAGACAUGAGUUGCAGAGCUCCGGGCCUGCUGAACAAAGCCGGAUUUAAGAAAGCUCUCCGAUGCAUGGAGCA
Mugil cephalus (flathead mullet) is the source of this 2037-nucleotide messenger RNA. Its product is annotated as excitatory amino acid transporter 1-like. Gene Ontology annotation, cellular component: plasma membrane. NCBI's taxonomy places the organism in Eukaryota, Metazoa, Chordata, Actinopteri, Mugiliformes, Mugilidae. Bases 600 to 1859 code for a protein of 419 amino acids. The record is from RefSeq and is a predicted model, not a curated record. Gene Ontology annotation, biological process: L-glutamate transmembrane transport. The transcript is spliced from 10 exons. Gene Ontology annotation, molecular function: neutral L-amino acid transmembrane transporter activity; L-glutamate transmembrane transporter activity; glutamate:sodium symporter activity.